This is a messenger RNA of Striga asiatica, 1348 nucleotides long. Lineage: Eukaryota; Viridiplantae; Streptophyta; Magnoliopsida; Lamiales; Orobanchaceae. The record is from the annotation of a GenBank genome assembly.
AUGGAGUUGAUGAAGGAAAAAUUUGCAAAGUUGCUCCUAGGUGAAGAUAUGUCCGGUGGUGGAAAAGGUGUUUCUUCAGCUUUGGCUUUGUCAAAUGCCAUUACAAACUUAGCAGCUUCUGCAUUUGGAGAGCAGAAGAGACUUGAACCCAUGGCACCCGAUACCAAAGCAAGAUGGAAAAAAGAGAUAGAUUGGCUCUUAUCUGUCACCGAUUACAUUGUUGAAUUUGCACCUACAAAACAAACGUCAAAAGAUGGAGUCAGCAUGGAGGAGUGUCUAGACAAUUUUAAAGACCAAACUGAGUUCUACUAUGCAUCAAAGGAUGAUGAGGACUCUAAGGAUGUAAAGAACAAAAGAAAAGACGACAAGUGGUGGAUUCCAGUCCCGAAGGUCCCACCAAACGGCCUCUCUGAGGCCACGAGAAAAUGGUUGCAAUAUCAAAAGGAUUGCGUCACACAAAUACUAAAAGCGGCCAUGGCUAUAAAUGCUCAGGUCCUUGCCGAAAUGGAAAUCCCGGAAAAUUACAUCGAGGCGCUACCUAAGAAUGGAAGAUCAAGUCUUGGUGAUUCGAUAUACAAGAGCAUCACGGAUGAUUUCUUUGAUCCAGACUACGUGAUGUCUACCUUAGACCUCUCCACAGAGCAUAAAAUCCUCGACCUCAAGAAUAGGAUAGAAGCAUCUGUGGUGAUCUGGAAAAGGAAAAUGCACGCUAAGGAUAGCAAGUCAUCUUGGGGCUCGGGCAUCAAAUCCGAUAAACGAGAACUUUUCGAAGAUCGAGCAGAGACAUUUUUGCUUGUCAUGAAGCAUCGUUUUCCUGGACUUCCCCAAUCCGAACUUGACAUCAGCAAAAUCCAGUACAACAAGGAUGUAGGUCAUGCUAUCCUCGAAAGCUACUCAAGGAUCAUAGAAAGCUUAGCAUUCACUGUCCUCUCGAGAAUAGAUGAUGUCAUGCAAGCUGACAAGCUUGCACGCAAUUCAGUCUCCGAACAAAAGAAAACAGAACGGAUGGACAAAAUCCCGAGCUCCAAAAACGAGCCCGAGACCCCGACAUCAAAGACCCUGCUCGAUUUUAUGGGCUGGAAUUUGGAUCGUGAGGAUGGCGAGGCCCAGGACUCUGAAAUCGAGCCCGUUUUGACCAAACCUCUCAACAAGCCUGAAAACAUUAUAACGAACAAGAAGGUAUCUUACAUUGAGAGACUACAAAAUCUAGGCAUGCCCAGAAGCCCGACAGAACGCCAUUAACACUUAAAAAUUAUAUAGAUUUCCCUCUGAGGUUUUGCCUAAUCGACAAACGCCCCUUAAUCUAUAUUUGUUUCCCUUUAAAUCGGGCCCAUUUUUUUUUUUUUUU